AUGUUUCCAACUUUACUUCUGCGCCCAAGUUCGGAACUAUCCUUCGGCAGUUCCGAUGUGACCGGCUUAAUAAUGUUCACCACAAUAAUAACAGGGAAUAUAAUGUCACGUGGUAUUGGCCGGGUUAUUUCAAGGCUACUUGGAUUCGAAGACGUUUAUUUGGAGGAAUCAAAGCAAGUCACUUCUGCUCUGUAUGCAUACGUCGUU
Opisthorchis viverrini is the source of this 207-nucleotide messenger RNA. RefSeq lists its product as hypothetical. The annotation marks the transcript as partial. The record is from RefSeq and is a predicted model, not a curated record. Lineage: Eukaryota; Metazoa; Platyhelminthes; Trematoda; Opisthorchiida; Opisthorchiidae. The transcript has a single exon.